Lachancea lanzarotensis is the source of this 1260-nucleotide messenger RNA. It is a transcript of the gene ASA1, whose product is annotated as LALA0S03e05644g1_1. Gene Ontology annotation, molecular function: protein binding. The transcript has a single exon. The record is from RefSeq and is a predicted model, not a curated record. Bases 1 to 1260 code for a protein of 419 amino acids. Lineage: Eukaryota; Fungi; Ascomycota; Saccharomycetes; Saccharomycetales; Saccharomycetaceae.
AUGUCGAAUGGCCACCAGCUGGCUUAUACCCUGAGGAAACAUGAGCACGAAGUCACUGCUUUGAAAAUUGUUGGUCAAGAGCCAUUUCCCUUACUGAUAUCGGGAGAUCGCAGUGGAUUACUACUGGUGUGGGACCUCAUCACUCGUCGACCUAUUACAAACUAUACGUUGGAUUCAAAAGCUCAGAUCAUUCACAUUGAUAGUAUCGAUAACUACGUUACGGUUUUGUCCAAGGACCAUUAUCUUCGCUUCUAUCGUAUGCUUGAUGAAUGCGAUGCUGAACUGACCAUCAAGAGCGAAAGUAGUACUUCAACCACGGAGUACAAAAAAAAAUGUGGUCUCGAAGAAGUGUACUGUAUACCGGUGAACACUUUGAACUUCGCUAACGUGGCUUUACAAUCGCUGUCAAAUGGUCUCUACAGACUAUGGUGCUGCAAUACGCAAGAAUCUGAGAGUUUCGAUGUCUACACUUUCAACGUAAAAGACAUACGGUCGCUCAAACGUCAGUUCAGAGCUAUUGACCUCUAUAGCAUCCUGAUCGGGGCGACCAAUUGGGACCGGAAAGCGUCUUUGGAGAAAACUGGCCUUAUUAUGUCGUUUCUAAACGUUGAUGGAGUGGUGUAUGUUGGUUAUGAAAGCGGAUUCGUUGUCGGCCUUCGAUUCAUCGAGCCUGCAGCAUCAAAACCACUGUUGGCGAUCGUUCAUGCUUCCUCUGUGCACUACCCUGAACCGGUUUUGUCGCUCUGCGGUAGCAGCGACGGUCGGAGCGUCUACAGUUCGUCUACAACCAAGUUUGUGGGAAAACACAAGGUUGACCACGACUACAAACCAAACAGUGAGAGUUCGAACGUACAAUCUAAUGGUGUAACAUAUAGCCAGUUCUUCUCGCUGAACAAUUCUACUAUUGAGCUUGGAACUACUGAAAUAGCACAUUUAGAGAGUUUGAAGAACUCGUUGGUGGCACUGAACUGGAAGGGACAAACCGUGGUCGCAAAUGAACAGGACUCCCGUGUAAUUGGCUCUAAACUACGAAGCAACCUUGUGGUGGAAGCUUCUAAUGUGGGAAGUUUCUCUGCAGACAAGAGGGCCAAAAUAUGGGUCAAAGCCAGUAGUAUCGUUUGUCUAGGUUCACAUUGCGUUUCCCCAAACAGAUCACUGAGCUCGGGCUACUGGAAGCGGGUAUCCCAAGCAGCUGCAAGAAACUGGACUUUCACGGGUUAUGAAGACGGCUCUAUAGCUAUGCAAAGUUUUGAGUUGUGA